Molecule: messenger RNA, 471 nt
Organism: Penicillium diatomitis
Lineage: Eukaryota; Fungi; Ascomycota; Eurotiomycetes; Eurotiales; Aspergillaceae
Exons: 2
Coding region: 1-471 (156 amino acids)
Source: RefSeq, a predicted model, not a curated record
AUGUCUGAAGGAACACUCGCAUCAGCCGUAGCUGUACCGGAGCAGGAAGCUCCAACUCAGUCGCCUGAGACAUCAACAAAACGAAGACAGUCUUCCGCCUCUGUGCAAGACUCAAAGCGCCGCCGUCUAAGCUCGCAAGGCGAUCUCUCUCCGAACGUGCGACGACCCCAGCAUUCGCCUGGUUCGCCAGUACGAGAGCGCCCAGCAGAACGAAGGCCCAUUCGUCAAGGCGGAGAAGAAGAUCGCAAACGUGGUCAGCGGCUAUUUGGCGGGCUGCUGGGCACUCUUUCGCAAAGCUCGAGCACGGCGGCGCAGAGGCGACGUGCUGAUAUAGAAAAGCGUCAGCAAGAGAAGCUGAAGUCGCAAGCAGACGAGUAUGACGGCCUGAAGAAGCGUCGCAGGGAGCGACGGGACAAGAUACGCCAAAGGAAACUCCGUUCUAUGAACGGGAGGCGGUACGCGAUUUCUUGA